AUGAAGAACCAGGAAACAAAGCAGGGCCACAGAAAUCGACUGAAGCAACAACAGAUUGAGCGGCAGCAGCAAGGAAGCAAGGGGGCCGAGCACCAGGGAGACCGUCGAGAGCAACACGACCAAAAGCAGCAGAUUGGACCUUUUGAAAUGCACGAGCAGCAUGCGUACUCUCCACGGCACGAAGACUACGAACGUGAACAUUUAGCUUCGCGUGAAUACGCUGCGUCUAACAGUGGCGAAAUUUGUGGGACUGACUUACAACAGCAGCGGCACCACACGCUUCCGCUGGAUGGCAGCGCCUCGUCGAGCGCAGCAGAUCGCUCAUUACAGGGAUCGCCUUUUGCUGCUGAUUGUACGGAUCAGGCUGAAGGAACGCAAAGGCGGAAUAGCAGUCAAUGCCUUGAGGAAGAUGGGGAGAAACAGCUCCCUCCACUGCACCAUAUGCCGGAAGGGUGGCUGCAGCACGAGAUGCAGGCACUGCUACGAGAAGAAUACCAGCAACGGCAGAUAGUUCAACGACGAGAAGAGCAGCAGCAUGAGGCGCUCCAGCAGCAUCCGCCACUGGAGAGACCCUGGGUGUUUCUUGCGCAGAAGCAGCAGGAGGAAGAUUUCCGGCGAAUGCAUCAGGCAACGCUUCAACAAAUGCAGCAGGAGCUCCUUAAUAGGCACGAAAGACAAAUCCAGGCACGACUGCAGGAGGAUACUCGAACCCAGCAAGGAGAUGCCGAGAAUGAGAGACAAGAAGCAAUUCGUUUGAAGCAGCAGCAGAAACAAAAUCACCAAAAGCAGCUUAGGAUUCAACAACCCACAGGCAGCUCGAAGGCGCGUAGUACGCCCAUCACACGACGCAGAACCAUAUUUUGGCAGCAUCGCCAGGAAGAGCAGCCGAAAGAUCAACCUUUAGAAAUACAAAAUACCGAGGAAAAGAGUCAAAAACAAUUUGAAGAGGAAGAACACCGGCUACAACUGCAACGAGAAGAGGUGCGACAGACUCAGAACCAGCAGCAGCAACAGAAGCAGGAGCAACCCUAUUCACCUGCGGGAGAAAAAGAAGAGGACACUGGCAAGACACCGAAACAGCAAGAGCAGCAACUGGGGCCGCUACAACAAACAGAAACGACAUAUGAAACAGAGGGAGUUGCACCCAGCCAAACGGGUAAACAAAGGGAACUCGUGCAAACGCAGCAGCAACCCACCCAAACACAGGAACAUGCACAGCAGGUUCAGCAGCAGCAACAACAUGAUACAGCCGUUCAUGAGGAGGUAAGCAAAUUGUUGCAGCAAAGCGAAGCUACUUCACCGGAAAGCUCAAAGCAAAAGGUGCAGCAGGCGCUGCAGAAAGACGGCACAUCGGCGUAUGGGGAGGAAGGCCAACAGAAGCAGCAACUCCUUACUCAGCGGGAAGGACAUGAACAGCAGCAGUCAAAUGCAGAUGGGGAACAGACAAGCUCAAGGCAACCGAAAGCAUGGGAACUGCAGAAGGGAGAAGACAAUCCGAAACAAAAAGGUCAAACCGAACGGGAUGAGAACCACAGGGGAAAACAGAAUCAGCAGCGGCCUUAUCAGGCAGACCAACAGACGCAGCAACACUCCUCGGACGGACUGGAGGUUCCAGAACAUCACGGAGAAAAACGACUGCCUGACACGAGAACACAAAAGCAUAAGCUGGCUCAACAGGAGGGACGGGAGAACGAACAACAAGGUCUAGGAGUGGCAGUUCUGCCGCAGGCACGAAAGCAAUUGGCAUCCAAAGAGAAACAAAAAAUAACGCACCAGCAGCAGCAGGAGGGCGUGAGAGAGAUUAAACACCGUAGGGGCCAAACACAAGCGGAUAACCAAAGAAUGCGAACACAGCAGCACAACGAGCAGCCCAAGCAACGGUGGCUGCAACAGAAGGAGCAUCAUCAGUCCCUGUCAAGAAGCUCACAGCCCCAAACACGAGUCCAGAGGCCCCAGCAGCAACCACAACAGCAGCAGCAGGAAAAUAUGCAAGAACAGCAGCAACGGCAGGAGCAAAAACAUCAACAGCAGCAAGAGAUACAUCAACAAAAGGAACACCAUCUGGAGCGGCAGGGGCUGCAGCAGGAGCAACAGCAGCGGCUAAACAAACACCAGGAAGGCAAUUCUACCCUGACAAGAGCUGAACUAUUGAGGCUGUCUUUUACUCCACUAGCGGCGGUCAGAGAUAAUGAAUUAUACUUACAUCAUCACCUGCCAAAUAGGAACUCAUCUUUACCUCUUGGGCAUGGAGGGGCAACAACAAGCGCACAACAGCCCUCCAGUAGAAUCCGCUUGCCAGAUACUCCUAUUCAGCCUCAUGUGGCAACGCCACGUGGGGGCCUGAAUGAAGGACGAAGAAGUGGAAAUGCUAAGGCACCUCCGCUACUACCCCAGCAUGCAGACGGCCGUCACUUUUCCAAAGGCCAGCAGAGCCUCCCUAACCAGCGUUGGACGCCUCUUCAAAUACCCCAGCAGCAAUCAAGGGAAAGUAAGCUAGCGGAAAGCAAGUCGGCAAAUAAUUUGUUUAGGAGGAGAAACCCCAUUCCUCCUCCUCCUCCGCCUGUGGCAUCAAUUACGCAAUCGUUGCAGCACCCAGAAGAACAAUGGAAAAUGGCUCCGAUGAGAGGAAUCCACCAACCCAAGAAUCCACGUAGCCGUCAGCGACAGCUGCACCAGGAGCAGCGGCGCCUACAGAAGCAGCCGAAGCAACCAGCUGUACACCUCCCAGUGAGAGUCCCUGAGAACCCUGCAGGACAUCGAGAAACCCAACAGAACGCUCAGCGACAGAAUGCAGCGCUACACCAAGAUGUGCAGCAGCAGCAGCAGCUACAGGGAUACUACCAACAUGUGCCGCAUGACUUAGCUGCAUCUGCAUCGAGCAAGCGUGGCGCCAAACGCAAUAGCAGGAGCAGUCACAGCGGCGCAGGUGAGCCUGACCCUUUCAGUCCCUUCGUCUCAGGUUCCCGUCCCACAUGGGCUCAGAAAGCCGUCGAGGGGCCGCCAAAGCGUGAAUUCCGCAACGACAGAGAUCACCGCACAGAGGAAGCUCUUCGCAUGUCUGUGGAAGCAGAAGGAAGUGUUGUGAAAGCAGAUCUCGGCAGAACCGAUAAUGAGCAGGCAGCAGGUGAGUGCAUCGACGGCCAGGACCGUCGCUUCGGUAAAUCUGAAAUGUUUCUGAACCGGCAACUUCCUGAUAUGCAAGGCUAUACACAUAGACGCGAGCGACAGGAACAGCGGCUAAAAGAACAAACAUUAGAGCAGAAACAACGAGACAGACUCAACCCAAUCGUACUGCAGGUGCACCAGCAGUUGGAGCAGGCUCGAUUGGAGUUCUUAGAGGAGCAGACUCGCGGGCAGGCCAGGUCAGGCAGAGUGCAGUUAGUGAAGGAAGCACGGAAGCAGGAGGAUCAGCAACAGCAAAGCCUCGACGAGGCCGAACCAAAACAAGGUGGCGAACGGCACGAACUGCCCCAACCGCACCAGCAGCAGCAGCACCAACAACAGCAGGAGCAGCAACGGCAAGAACAACACGAGAACUCGAUGCCGUCUCCCUACCCAGUAUGCCAUCAGCAGCAGCCGGUGAGUGGCUCUGGGCAGCUGCAACAGGAGCAGCAACAGCAACAGGAGCGCCAGCAUCCAUACGGAGGGCACCAACAGGAGCAACGACGAGGCCAUCCAGAACAGCAACUUCAGCAGGGCGAGGAAGUUCGUUAUCUGCCGAGAAGCGACAUCCAACAGCCCUCUCAACCCCAAGCGCCUAACGAGCUGCAGCAUCAAUCUCAGCAACAGCAACUGCCAGAGGGAAUGGAACGGCAUAGACAGCACUUUCAACAGCAAGACGCCUGGCCACAGCAACGAGCACGACAAUCUCAGCACCCUUUGGGGAUGCAACAGCAAGUUUGGUUUCAGCAACACCAGCAGCAAGACCAACAGUAUCAGCAAGAACGACUACGGCCCACACAACAACAGCAACAGCAGCAUCAACCGCCGCCACAAGAGCCAUUCAUAUACGAGCAGCAGUACACGAACCCGCCACAACAAUCCCAGCCGGCUAUGCCGCUGCUGCACCCACUCGUCGAGCAGCAGCAACAACAGGCCUGGCUGCAGGCGCAGCUUCACUUGUCGUUGCAGCAGCAGCAACAUGCAUGGCUGCUGAUAAACCAGCAGCGUUCGUGGCUGCUUCAGCAACACCAUCCAUUGACGCCGAGUCAACAACACCUGUGGACUUUGCAGCAACAGCAAUUUUGGCAGCAGCAACAGCUACUGUGGCAGCUACAGCAACCCCACGCGUGGUUGCAGCAACAGCAACACAUAUGGCUACAGCACCACCAACAAGCACAUCUGCAACAACAGUUGCUGCAUCGGCAGCAGAACCAGCAGCAGCACCAGCAUGGGCUCACAUCUUUCCAGUAUGGCUUGAAUUGUAUCAAACCCUAUGCUCCCCCCCAUGUUCUCUCAGAUACUAUUUUAGGGGCAGCUGAAAACGCGGCGAACAUUCGACAUUUUCUCUCCUGUGGCAUGAGAAUGCCGCCGCCCUGGGAUGGGUGCAUACCAUCAGAGAACAUGAGCCUUGGCUUCUGCCGUGUUUGCCUGCAAUACGUCGACCGUGAUAGAUACAUGCCACCUGUUGUAUCAGCAACAGCAGUUGCAUCUUCGCCUGCAGUAAUGACAGGAGUCGAAGAAGCCGCAGAUGACUUUCACGAGCAAGAACCGCACCAAGCAGAAUUCUUGUCACACGAGCAACGUAUUUCAACUGCCUCAGCAGACGCAGCCGGGGGCCCACCGGGAGUCAGCCUUCUGCCGGAAGCUGCGAGUGGACGGGCAGAUUGUGCUACAGAAGUGCACGAUGACACGUUCCAGCAAGUGAACGCAACUGCGAUGUUCUCUAAUAACAACAGCAACAACAGCCCCACCAUACACAACAGCAACAACAGCGUCAAUGACAGAGGCGGGAUCUACGACGAAUACCCCACUAGCAGCAGCAACACCAGUGGCAGCAACAGCAUUAACAACAGUCGCAGCCGCAGCAGGACCAGCAAUACAGCACAAAGGAAUCAUCGCAUGAAUAUGACGAACUGGGAAGAGGGUGAUGGCGGUAGCAACAACCACGGCGACAACAACAUGGCAACUGAUUCUGCAAGCUUUGGAACAUUUCAACCGCCUGACUUUUCGAGGGAAGAUUCCAGUGGAUCUUCUGGACAAAUCGACUCAAUUGUGGAGACACACCAAAAUCAGCUGCACCAACAUCUGCAGCAGCAGUUGCAGGAAGGGCCACCUCGCUCACGAGGUUUAGUCGCCGAAGCCAGUGCCGGUGCUCCCAACAGAAAUCCCACCAGUUUCUCGGCCUUAAAUCCGUCUGCUCCUGUGUUCGUUCCUGCCCGCAACACUCAGCCAGCUAGCCCCACAUUUGCUUCUGCAAUCGCAGCAGCAGCAGCGGCAGCAAACCAGGAGACUCUAGCAGCAAGUAUACAAGGUAACCCCACGGCGGAGACUCGGCAGUGGAAUACUCAGCAGACGAACCCACGAGCUCCCAUGAACUUCUGCGGUCAAAUUUAUCCGACAGCCUUACAGCAACAGCAAAGAAACCAGCAGCCGCAGCAGCAGAGCCAAAAUCAGCAGCGCGAACCACAAGGAAUAUUAGAAGUGCAGUUUCCGCCGGCUAAUGGCCAGACCACCUGCGAUCUGCAGCCGAACGUCCAACAGCCGCAGCUUGCCAACCAAUCUUUGCAGCAUUUGCCGCAGUCCUACCAACAUUUGAACCCGCAGAGGCAUCAACAACAACAGAAUGCGCCGCAACAAAAUGAGCAACAGUCGAAUGAACAGCCUGCCCAGCAACAACAUUAUCCCUUCCCAAGUUUUAUAUCAAGCUCUUUAUCAGAUUUUGUACCUUUUCUAGACUCGUCAACUCGUCAAGGCUCACUAAUCGUAACUGGAGUUUGCCUACAGUGCUGGCAAUUUGUCGUUCGACCACCAGUCCUCUGUCUUUUAGAUCAACUCCGCGCAAAAGGGAUAGGCCCGGACGCGACCGAGAACUGCCAACCCAUAAAAUACGAAGAAUGA
Messenger RNA from Eimeria mitis, 6060 nucleotides. RefSeq lists its product as uncharacterized. NCBI's taxonomy places the organism in Eukaryota, Apicomplexa, Conoidasida, Eucoccidiorida, Eimeriidae. The record is from RefSeq and is a predicted model, not a curated record.